Messenger RNA from Lucilia sericata (common green bottle fly), 4593 nucleotides. It is a transcript of the gene Sra-1, whose product is annotated as cytoplasmic FMR1-interacting protein. Gene Ontology annotation, molecular function: RNA 7-methylguanosine cap binding; small GTPase binding. The transcript is spliced from 11 exons. The coding region runs from base 1 to 3870 and encodes 1289 amino acids. The record is from RefSeq and is a predicted model, not a curated record. Lineage: Eukaryota; Metazoa; Arthropoda; Insecta; Diptera; Calliphoridae. Gene Ontology annotation, biological process: regulation of translation; axon guidance; cell projection assembly. Gene Ontology annotation, cellular component: neuron projection; SCAR complex; synapse.
AUGACGGAAAAAAUUACUUUGGCCGAUGCUUUAUCCAAUGUGGAAGUCUUAGACGAGUUGUCACUGCCCGAUGAGCAGCCUUGCAUAGAGGCCCAACCAUGUUCGGUGAUAUAUAAGGCAAAUUUUGAUACCAACUUUGAGGAUCGUAAUGGUUUUGUUACGGGUAUAGCCAAGUAUAUCGAAGAAGCUACCACUCAUGCAAAUUUGAAUGUCUUACUGGAUGAAGGCCAAAAGCAUGCUGUUAUGCUGUACACUUGGCGUUGCUGUUCGCGCGCUAUACCACAGCCCAAAUCCAAUGAACAACCCAAUCGUGUAGAGAUUUAUGAGAAAACCGUAGAAGUUUUGGCACCCGAGGUUAAUAAACUAUUAAAUUUCAUGUAUUUUCAACGUAAAGCCAUAGAGGCCUUUUCCGUAGAAGUGAAACGUCUCUGUCACACAGAGAAACGCAAAGAUUUCGUUUCGGAGGCAUAUCUUUUGACAUUGGGCAAAUUUAUCAACAUGUUUGCUGUUUUGGAUGAAUUAAAAAAUAUGAAGUCCAGUGUUAAAAAUGAUUACAGUACCUAUCGACGUGCUGCCCAGUUUCUUAAAGUCAUGUCGGAUUCUCACACCCUGCAGGAAUCACAAAACUUGUCUAUGUUUUUGGCCACACAGAAUAAGAUACGCGACACUGUCAAGGAUACUUUGGAGAAAAUUGUGGGCUAUGAGGAUUUGCUAUCGGAAGUGGUGAACAUUUGUGUACAUAUGUUUGAGACCAAAAUGUAUUUGACUCCGGAGGAAAAACAUAUGUUGGUAAAGGUUAUGGGCUUUGGUCUUUUCCUUAUGGACAGUGAUGCUUGCAAUAUUAAUAAAUUGGAUCAGAAAAAGAAAAUUCGUUUGGAUCGCAUCGAUCGCAUAUUUAAAAAUCUUGAGGUGGUACCUCUGUUUGGUGAUAUGCAAAUUGCACCCUUUAAUUACAUCAAGAGAAGCAAACACUAUGAUCCCAGUAAAUGGCCUUUAUCCAGUUCGAAUGCUGUUAGCCCUCAGGCUGAUUUAAUGGUACAUUUGCCGCAAAUACGUGAAGAUCAUGUUAAAUAUAUUUCCGAGUUGGCUCGUUAUACUAAUGAGGUUACCACCACGGUUAAGGAGAAUCCUUCGGAUGCCGAAAAUAGAGCUACUUCUGAUUUGGCUUUGCGUGGUUUGCAGCUGUUGUCGGAAUGGACAAGUGUUGUAACGGAAUUGUAUUCUUGGAAAUUAUUACAUCCAACCGAUCAUCAUCAAAAUAAAGAAUGUCCCGUAGAGGCGGAAGAGUAUGAAAGAGCAACUCGCUAUAAUUACACAUCGGAGGAGAAAUUUGCUUUAAUUGAAGUUAUUGCUAUGAUUAAGGGAUUGCAGGUUCUUAUGGCCCGCAUUGAAACCGUACUCUGCGAAGCCAUUCGUCGCAACAUCUAUUCGGAGUUACAGGAUUUCGUACAGCUCACUUUACGUGAACCUUUGCGUAAAGCGGUGAAAAAUAAAAAGGAUCUUAUACGCAGUAUUAUAAUGUCGGUGCGAGAAACUGCUGCCGAUUGGCAAAAGGGCUAUGAACCCACAGACGAUCCUGUCAUUAAGGGUAAAAAGGAUCCUGAUGGUGGUUUUCGCAUAAAUGUGCCCCGUCUUAAUGUCGGACCUUCUUCCACUCAACUCUACAUGGUGCGUACCAUGUUGGAGUCCCUAAUUGCCGAUAAGUCGGGAGGAAAACGUACAUUGCGUAAAGAUAUCGAUGGCAAUUGUCUUAUGCAAAUUGAUUCUUUCCACAAGACCUCCUUCUAUUGGAGCUAUUUGUUGAAUUUCAGUGAUACCCUACAAAAAUGUUGUGAUUUAUCGCAACUUUGGUAUCGUGAGUUCUAUUUGGAGAUGACAAUGGGCCGUAAAGUCAAUAAGUGUAUGGUGAGACAUCAACAUAAUGAGGAAUGCAAGGAUUUGAUAACUAUGGAAAAACGCAUACAAUUUCCCAUUGAAAUGUCUAUGCCUUGGAUACUAACCGAUCAUAUAUUACAAACUAAGGAGCCCUCAAUGAUGGAAUUUGUUUUAUAUCCUUUGGAUUUGUAUAAUGAUUCAGCACAUUAUGCCUUGACUGUUUUUCGUAAACAAUUCUUAUAUGAUGAAGUUGAGGCUGAGGUUAAUUUAUGUUUCGAUCAAUUUGUUUAUAAAUUGAGUGAACAGAUUUUUGCUCAUUACAAGCAGUUAGCGGGAAGUAUUUUCUUGGAUAAACGUUUCCGCUUAGAAUGCGAAGUUUUGGGCUUCAAUUUUCAAUCGUAUCCACGUAACAAUCGUUAUGAAACUCUACUUAAGCAGAGACAUGUACAGCUUUUGGGACGUUCUAUUGAUUUGAAUAAAUUAAUCACGCAACGUAUAAAUGCAAAUAUGCAUAAAAGUAUUGAAUUGGCCAUAAGCCGUUUUGAAAGUAACGAUAUAACAGGCAUAGUGGAAUUGGAAGGUCUAUUGGAGUGUAAUCGCAUUUGUCAUAAAUUACUAACGAAAUACUUGGCAUUGGAUAAUUUCGAAUCUAUGGUUAAAGAGGCCAAUCACAAUGUUUUGGCGCCAUAUGGACGUGUCACUUUACAUGUGUUUGUGGAAUUGAAUUAUGAUUUUUUGGUUAAUUAUUGUUAUAAUGCAGCUACCAAUAGAUUUGUGCGCAGUAAAGUUAAUUUGGCAUCCUCUCAGCCCAUGCAACGUGAAAAGCCACCACAAAUGUCACACUAUUAUCUGUGGGGUUCGAAACAAUUGAAUGCCGCCUAUUCUACCCAAUAUGGUCAGUAUACCGGUUUUGUAGGUGCACCACAUUUUCAUGCCAUGUGUCGUCUUCUGGGCUAUCAGGGCAUUGCUGUUGUUAUGGAUAUCAUUCUAAAGGACAUUGUUAAGCCUUUGAUACAAGGUUCCCUUUUGCAAUUUACCAAAACUCUAAUGAGCGCCAUGCCAAAAUCUUGUAAGCUGCCUAGAUGUGAAUACGGUUCACCGGGUGUUUUAAGCUAUUAUCAAGCUCAUUUAACCGAUAUUGUGCAAUAUCCCGAUACCAAAACUGAACUAUUUCAAUCGUUCCGUGAAUUUGGUAAUUGCAUUAUAUUCUGUUUGUUGAUUGAACAGGCUUUGUCACAGGAGGAGGUGUGUGACCUAUUGCAUGCUGCAUUAUUUCAAAAUAUAUUCCCAAGACCAUUUUGUAAGGAAAACGAAAAACCAGAAGCCAAACAAAAACGUUUGGAGGCACAAUUUGCUAACUUACAAAUUGUCUCGAAUGUAGAGAAAUUGGGCACCGCUAAGCAAGCCAUGAUUGCCCGUGAAGGAGAUUUAUUGACACGUGAACGUCUGUGCUGUGGCCUAAGUAUUUUUGAAGUAAUUUUAAAUCGCAUCAAAAGCUAUUUAGAUGAUCCUGUCUGGACUGGGCCGGCACCAGCUAAUGGCAUUAUACAUGUGGAUGAGUGUUCCGAAUUUCAUCGUUUAUGGUCAGCUUUACAGUUUGUUUACUGUAUACCUGUACGUGGUACCGAAUACACUAUAGAGGAAUUAUUUGGUGAGGGUCUUAACUGGGCUGGUUGUGCUAUGAUUGUUUUAUUGGGUCAACAGCGACGUUUUGAGGCUUUAGAUUUUUGCUAUCACAUAUUGAGAGUUCAAAGGGUGGAUGGCAAAGAUGAAGAUGUGAAGGGAAUUAAACUUAAACGCAUGGUGGAUCGUAUAAGACGUUUCCAGGUUUUAAAUUCCCAAAUAUUUGCGAUUUUAAAUAAAUAUCUUAAAGGCAGUGAUGUGGAAGGUUCAAAUGUAGAACAUGUACGCUGUUUCCCGCCACCACAACAUCCUUCAGUGAUUUCUUCACAUUAUCAAGAUCCCAAUAAAUUAAGACAAAGUAUGAAUAAUUAAACGAACAACAACAACAGUAACUAUUAAAAUCCAAACAAUAUUAAAUGUAAUCAAUCUAUACAAAUUUGAAAUAUUCAAGAAUAUUAAUUAACAUUUAUUAAAACUUUAUUUUUAGUUUAUAAGUUUAAUAUUUCAUAUUAACACAAAACAAUAUUGUCUUAGCCAGUAUACAAAUACAAGUAUUUUACAUAAAUUCUGUUUUUUUAACCAUAUUUUUCAAAAUUUAUUUCAAAUAUUAAAAAAAUCUUUAAACUUUAACCCCUUAAGAGGCCAAAGAUCAUAUAUUUCAUUUAUUAAGCUUUCUUCUCUAAAUAAUUUGGCUUGAAUUUUUUUAUUAUUAUUUUUACGUAAAUAUAUGUGAGGCUUUUUUUUUAUAAAAUUAAGCAUUUUUAAUACAAGAGCACAUACUCAAGACAAUGAAGAUGAGAAUGAUGAUUGAAAAUUGAAAAGAAACAUACAACAAUGAAGGCAUUUUUUGCACAAGAAAGACACACAAUAAAUAAAUGGAAUUGCAUUUUGUCUCUCUUUUUUUAUUAUAACAAUUAUAUUUAUUAUUACACUGCAAUUAUUAUAUUAGAUGGUACGGAGUUUUUUUUUGUAUUACAAUAAAUAUUUAAUCAUUUACAUAAAUAUAUAAACGUAUAAACGAAUGAAUGAUAUGAAUUGCAAUUAAACAAUUUAAAUAAUAAACAUUUACAUAUUUGUACAAGUAGUAAAAUAAAA